GCCUGCUCGGCUUGACCAACAACUUUGGCGGCGGGCGGACGAUUGAAGCAUAAUCCAUCCACCUGGCUUUGUUGGGCGGCAUCGGAACAAGGCAAUUGGCCGCAAAACAAAUGCAAUCAAGCGAGCGACUGCCGACUUGAAGAUCCACAAUUCUGCUCGCUCCUGCAUCCCAACUCGGCCACUUUCCAAACGCCCAUCACGACAUCCCUAUUCGCUCUAUACCGCAUCACCGCUAGACUCACCACCAUCAUCCAGCACAGCCCGCCGCAUCCCAUCACAACUUGGCACCCGGCUGGCGACUGGUCAAUCACACCCGCCCCCCACCCCCUACGUCUACGCACACCUUUACGUCUUGCGUGAUGCAGCACCGCGACAUGGACGAAAGGGAUCGAGACCGUUACCCCCCGGUUCCGCCGGAACCGAGCCGUCGUUCAUCCUCAUACAGCCGUGUAGUGCCACCUCCAACAGACAGCUCACCAAGAGCUCCAUACUUCUCCCAAUCACCAAGCAUGCGCGAUGCCCGCGACAUGCCUAGCCCAGGGCUCACCUCCAACCCCUCAAACUACAGGAGCUAUGCUCCCCCUACUCACUCAGUAGCGCCAUCGGCGGACCGCCGACCUGGUAGCAUGUCUCGCUGGAGUCCGACUUCCGCUUACCAGUCGCAUCACCAUUCAUCAUCACGCUUCGCGAGCGGAGAGCACCAGCAGCAUACAUCCCUACCAGGCGUGCACGAUUUAGUUUCACCGCCAUCUCCGGCGCACUUUAGUCGACCGCCAUUGGACCCACGCCCAUCCUUUCCCGCCCCAUACUCGCACCGGUCCGAGCACGCCGCCUCCCACACCUCCUUUAGAUCACAGGACGGGUUUGAUGUCCCCGAAGCGAGCUCAAGUCGCUCUCCCCCUCGACGGACCGAGUCAAAUCCUUCUGCCCAUGGACCGCCACCAACGUUGUACAGAAGUGGGAGUUCGGGGACCAGUGUUCCCAGUGUCCUGGUCACCACGCCCCUCUCUUCAAACAGCAGCAGCUCCGCCAAGCAUCCGGCUCCCGUCGACCAGACAUCCACCACAGGUCCCAAGAAGAAGAAACGGCGGCAGGCUUUUAGUUGUGCCGAGUGUUCGAAGCGCAAGCAAAAGUGCAAUAGGGAGACUCCUUGUCAGCACUGCGUGAGCCGCAAGGUCCCACACCUCUGUCUCCCGGUUGUUCGCAACGGCUCUCCGCCACCCCGCCCUAAGCCCAAGCCCGAGGCGAGUGAGGUCUCAACGAAAGACAAUUCUCGGUCUACGCAGAGCUCGAUUGACGAGCGUCACGUUGCGUCUGGGGCUGCCAUUUUACCUCCUCCUGCAUCUCCUUCAGGUCAGGUUGCACGCAUCCGUGAACUCGAACGCGUCGUCAACGCACUCGUCAACUGUAGUCCGGGACUGGACAGAGAUGCUUUGCAAAGGUGGCGCAAGUCCCACCCGUCCGCGACAUCCCCGAGCCCACUUUCAUCGCCUAGACCGAAAUCUGAACCGCAGGACUCGCCUGCGACCACAAACGGAACCCCCCUGGGAGUCACCCAGGAGGCUUACCUACGCGACGUCGACCAGCAGGCAGGCGCAAGGAAUCCACACCCUCAGUUUAGCGAAAGGAAGGUUGACCUCAAGCUGAAUGACCACGGUUCGUUCAGAGAACAGCUGGCGCAGAUCACCGAAGAAGGAGCAUACGCGACGCUCCAAAAGUUCGUUCAGAAUCUUCCGGACCGCGAAGCAGCCGACAGAAUGAUCGACUUCUUCUUCAGGAAGGUCAACUACGUGCGGUAUCCGAUCGACGAGAGGUUCUUCCGAAAAGCUUUCGAGGCGGUUUAUUCAGCAGCUGGACAGAUCACAGAGGAGUCUGUCCGUACGCUUCCCCUCAUCUCAGCCGUUCUGGCUACUGCGUACCGUCUGGCACCUGCUGAAGAGGUCCCCCCUGAAGAGGCUCGGCGCCGGAGCCUCAGCCUGUAUUGGGAUUCUCAGUUCAGUCUGACCAUCUCGACUCGGCUCAACCCGAUGAACAUCCGACUAGUGGAAACUCGCAUUGUUCUGGGUCUUUACCUCAUCAUUGUGCACGGUCGGCGCCUCGCUGAAGGAUGGAGCCUGUUCCAGGCGGCCGUUUCUGCCGGUCAGAUCCUCGGUCUGCAUCGUGACGGCACAAAAGUUGCGGCCGACCUGGACCCCUACAUGAUCGAGUACCGUCGUCGGUUAUGGUCGUACCUCUGCCACGCCGACGCCACAUUCUCUUGCCUUCUGAACCGACCGCCGUCCAUCGACCCCGUGUUCAAUGACACAAAGGCGCCCUCCAACAUUGACCUCAGCGCACUCGCUGGCGCAACCUCGCUCAUUCCUGGCAAGCCAAUGAGCGAGACGACAGAUGCAACAUACCUCAUCCUACGCAAACGGCUUGCGGACAUUGUCAGACAGGUACGUCCAGGAGCGCUGGCCACACGCCGCAUCGUGCUAAUUGAACCUCAGAUUGUUCGUAAUUUCCAGCGCGUGGAUCGCGAUCCCUCCUAUGACGACGUGCUGGCCUUGGACGCCAAGCUCAACCAGCUCCGCAAGGAUCUCCCCCCUCAGUUCAGAAUGAAUAACCCCGACAAGAGCAGGGACAAGGACGUAUGGUACCUCCCUAUUCACCGGUACUACAUCCAGACGGAGAUUCUCCACUUCACUAUAAUUCUUCACCGUCCAUGGUUCCUCCGUGAACUCAAAACUGAUCGGUAUAAUGUUUCACGCCAAGCGUGUACGGAGGCCACUCGCACAGACUUUGAAAUGCGCUUGCACUUCCGUGACGAUGUCCCAGACUUCUUCGAGACGCUCCGCGGAGGAUCUCUGCGACAAUUUAUGCCUGCAAUGGUCGCUGGAAUCAGCCUGCUCCUCGAGCCCUCUGGCGAGCACGCUGAUGUCCACCGACAAAUUGUGGAUCGCUUCCUUGAAGACCACAAGGAGACCUUGCCGGAUGGUUACAGCCGGGAGGAGGUCGAGAUUGUUGCCAACCUCAAGAAGCACGACAGAGGGCGUGGCUUGACCGAAUCUGGUCGUCUCAUCAACGGGGAAACCUCGAGGCAGCCCUUCGAAGAUGAUGGUCCGUUAGUGUCAACACCACAGGUGCACGAGCGGUCGACAACCGACUGGAACGGUUUGGACCGGCGAGGCAGCGAUAGUUUCGUCACCGAUGAGCCACAACCGACAGAUGAUGCUCAAAACUAUUUGAAUACCAUCUUCAGCCACAACGAGUUCCUCGGAUGGUUUGGUGGCGGCAUGGACGUUCCGGUGGACUCUGUGCUCUUUGGAGGAAAUGGCAACCAAGCCCCGCUGGGCGACUGGACCGGUUCGAGCUCAAUCCCGACUACAGGGCCCUGGGACCAGCAGCAGCUCUCUCUGGACCCGUCUUACUGGGGAUCCCCACGGCUGGCGGGGCAGCGUACAAGAGCCACGGACCAGCUCAUUCUCGGUAAGUCGACACUGCCGUGGCCUGGCUUCUCCACAUGGGUAUUCCGCUAA
Vanrija pseudolonga is the source of this 3518-nucleotide messenger RNA. RefSeq names its product putative transcriptional regulatory protein. The transcript is spliced from 8 exons. The coding region runs from base 360 to 3518 and encodes 1052 amino acids. Gene Ontology annotation, molecular function: zinc ion binding; DNA binding; DNA-binding transcription factor activity, RNA polymerase II-specific. NCBI's taxonomy places the organism in Eukaryota, Fungi, Basidiomycota, Tremellomycetes, Trichosporonales, Trichosporonaceae. The record is from RefSeq and is a predicted model, not a curated record. Gene Ontology annotation, biological process: DNA-templated transcription; regulation of DNA-templated transcription.